Hyalella azteca is the source of this 4166-nucleotide messenger RNA. Its product is annotated as procollagen-lysine,2-oxoglutarate 5-dioxygenase 1-like. Gene Ontology annotation, biological process: peptidyl-lysine hydroxylation. The record is from RefSeq and is a predicted model, not a curated record. Gene Ontology annotation, cellular component: endoplasmic reticulum. The transcript has 17 exons. NCBI's taxonomy places the organism in Eukaryota, Metazoa, Arthropoda, Malacostraca, Amphipoda, Hyalellidae. The coding region runs from base 276 to 2816 and encodes 846 amino acids. Gene Ontology annotation, molecular function: L-ascorbic acid binding; procollagen-lysine 5-dioxygenase activity; iron ion binding.
GGCGUGCGGUCUGCUGGCACAUUCUCAGCAAUAGCUCGUGAAUCAACUAUCGUUGAGGGCUGAAACUUAAAUUCAGUGAGAUCUUCAGUUGAUAAGUACUGUUUUAAUUGCUAUUUGUUAAAUUUGUUUUUACUUUUGUUAAUUGUAUCUCGUAGAAUUUCAUCGUUAAAGGUGGCAAGAUUUUUAUUGGCCUUAAUACAGCAAUAAAAAUAUCCCAAUCUAUUAGGGCAUAAAUAAAGAAUUGAGCUCAUAAGCUAAGAAAAAUAAAAAUAGCAAUGAAUUUUGGAAUGUUGAUCCUUGCGUUGCUGGCAGCCUGUGUUCAUGGCAUCGAGUUCUCUGGCUCUUAUUCUGUAGUCGUCACGCGCCCCCCGAUUGAGAUCAAAGAAGUUGCCCACAUUCCCCCAUGGGGAAUUGGCUACUAUAUUCCCCCAAAGUCCACACGCAUGGAGUCCGGACUUCCUCCUGAGGAAGAGGAAGAAGAACUCAAGGCGAAGAACGAAGACGGGGAAUACUAUGUGGACGCCAGGGAGCAAGACUUGGUGGUAGAAGAUGUUCGCGUUGGGUUUGACAGAGGCGAGGAGGUUGGGGUGGGAGUGCAGCCUGGCAUGUUGUGCGUCGAGGAUGAACGGCCCAUGGGUGAGGACGGCAUCAACUAUUGCAGGAGACUCACCGAUGAGGACAAGAAACGUAUGGAGCGAAUGUCUAAAAACGUGGUGGUGCUCACUGUCGGUAGCGGCGAGUCUGACGCCCAGACUCGGCUUCUGAGGUCAGCUCAGGUCUUCCAGUACACCAUCCAGGUGUUAGGAGACAACCAAGGCCCUGUCGCGGACGACCUCAAGCUGAAGCUCGUACAGGAGGCAGUCGCCGGCGUCGCUAAAGAUCAUCCCGACCGUCUGGUGCUCUACCUCGACGGGCCCGAUGCGAUCUUGGCAGCGGGUCCCUUGCGGGUGGUGGAGGAGGUAACCCGUGACCAUGAGGGCCCUGGGGGACCGGUGCGGGUCCUGCUGUCCGCCGACGGAGUCUGCUGGCCCGACAAGAGCCUCGCAGCCAAAUUCCCUAAACUUAAAGUCGGACGCAGAUUCAUCGAUUCAGGAGCAUUCGUCGGUCCUGCUGAACAUUUGCACCGAAUCUUCACGGAGUCCGCGCAAGGGGAGAAGAGUUUGCAGGAGCUCUUCACGAAGCUCUACCUCAAAGACGCCGUACGCAAGAAGUAUAACAUCGCCAUCGACCACACCAACACACUCUUCCAGAACCUGCACGGUGCUACUGGGGAAUUGGAGCUUAAAUUUGCCGGCAAAGAAGGCUACCUGCAGAACACCGUCUACACGACCGUCCCUCUUGUGAUCAGAGGCAACCGCAACUCCAAAGUCAUGCUCAACUCGUACGCAAACUACCUCGCUCGGGCCUGGAACCCAGUCGAUGGGUGUCGCGAGUGCUGGGAGAAUAUGCUCCCCAUCGAGUCGCUGGAGGCCAGCCAGUUCCCUGUUGUGACGCUGGCCAUCUUCAUCCCCAAGCCCACGCCCUUCCUGGAGGAAUUCUUUGUGAAAAUUACCGCUCAGAAAUAUCCUAAAGAACGCAUUCAUCUUUAUAUUCAUAAUAUGGAGGAGUUCCAUGCCCCUAUGGUGACGGAGUGGGUGGACUCGACAGGUCGUCUCUACAAGUCCCUCAAGUACAUCACCCACGACGCCGGCGCCAAGGAGUGGCACACCAAAAACAAAGCGAUUGUCCAUACCUUGGAAACUGGGAGCGACUUCUUGCUGGUGGUUGACUCCAUGGCGCAUCUCGACAAUCCUUUCGCCAUCAAACUCCUCGUGGAACAAAACAGGAAAGUGGUGGCCCCGAUGCUGGCCCGCCCCUACAAGCCAUGGAGCAACUUCUGGGGCGCUCUCACAUCCGACGGCUUCUAUGCCAGGAGCGCAGACUACGUCGAGAUCGUUCAGAACGAGAAACGGGGGCUGUGGAACGUGCCGUUCGUUGGCAAUGCAUACAUGAUCAGCAGCAAACUGCUGGCCGACAAGCAGCGAGUUCCUUCCUUCAUCAACAAACUUCUCGAGCCUGACAUGGCCAUGUGCGCCAACCUCAGGGAAAAGGGCGUUUUUAUUCACGUCACCAACCGUUUGGACAUGGGACAUCUCGUGAGUGCCGACAACUUCGUCACCAAGCACUUCAGGCCAGAAAUGUGGCAGCUGUUCGAGAACAGAUGGGACUGGGAGGCGCGGUACCUUCACGAGAACUACUCCUCCAGUCUCGUCGAGAACGCCACCAUUGCCAUGCCGUGCCCUGACGUGUACUGGUUCCCGCUGUUCAAGGAGCGCUACGCGCAGGACAUGAUCGAUGUCAACGAGAACUUCGGUGGCUGGUCCGACGGCUCUCAUUAUGACAAGCGGCUUGAAGGAGGCUACGAAACGGUGCCCACGGUCGACAUCCACAUGAAUCAGAUUGAAUAUCGAUACGAGUGGCUAGAGAUCCUUCGUGCCUACGUCCAGCCGCUGCAGCUACGAGUGUUCGAAGGCUACAACAACGAUGUAGGACCACCACAAGCUUUGAUGGCGUUCACGGUGCGGUACAAGCCCGACGAGCAACCGCUGCUGCGGCCCCACCACGACACCUCGACCUACACCAUCAACGUUGCCCUCAACAGGCCUGGCAUCGACUUCCAGGGUGGCGGGUGUCGGUUUGUGCGCUACAACUGCAGCGUGCUGGACACCCGCGUGGGGUGGGUGCUCAUGCACCCAGGCCGCCUCACGCACCUGCACGAAGGGCUUCGCGUCACCGAGGGAACGCGUUACAUCGUUGUUACUUUCGUCGAUCCCUAGGCUGUGACGGUAUAACAUCAUAGUUACUUUCGUUGAUCCCUAGGCUGUGACGGUAUAACAUCAUCGUUACUUUCGUUGAUCCCUAGGCUGUGGCGGUAUAACAUCAUCGUUACUUUCGUCGAUCCCUCAGAUGUGACGGUAUAACAUCAUCGUCACAUUAAUUAAUAAUCAAAUUGGCUUAUAUGAGGAAUAUAAUUGAAAACAAGCGCGUACUAUAGGGCUUCAUGGCCUCGUGACGGUCACUGACCUCACGAUAUAUUGACAUCAGAUGCUUGUUGUACCUACAAUUAUGAUUUAAGAUCAUGUUUCUUGUAAAUUGUUUCAUUCAUUAUUGGGACGUAUUUAUUAAACCGCUUUUUCAUGCAGUUUUUGUGAAGUACGAUUACGGCUUGAAUUUUCUGUUCAGUUCGGCAAAACAUCAAUCUUCUCGACAAAAUGUCGAUAUUCGUGAAUUUAAUAUGAAUUAAAAUAUUAUGUAUUUGUGUUGCAACAUACUUUGUACUAUGUUAGACAACGCUUUACCAGAAUUUAAGAUGUGAAUGCAAGAACAAAUGCUGUUGUUGUAAGACUCGCACAACUUUAAUUUUUUGUCGUUAUUUUUCAUGCAAUUCAAAGUUGCGAGUUAAGUGCAAUAUUUCCGCGAUAUUUUUUCUAGGCAUUGAAUUUUAAGCGAGUUUGAAGUUAGAGACAAAUAUUAUUGUUGCUAAGCGAUUUUGUGUAGAAGCUCCAAGUUUGUGAUAUUUUACGCACCAGAACAUCUCUCAAGACAAGGGCGUGGAGCUUUAAAUUUGUUAUAAAAUUUCAAUGACAAUAAGUUUAUUCGUAUGAUAGUGCAUUAACAUGCAUUAAUUCAAGAGUGAAGACAUUUUAACUGUUAUACAUUAUCUAAGUGAACGCACUGCCACGUUUACUUAUCGCUUCACGAAUCUUUCUAGUGGUCAAAAUGGUGAAAUGGUGUCAUUUGUUUAACUGCUUUCUUACUUGUUGCCGUUGAGAUGCGGGCAAUAAAUGAAAAAGGCUACCGGGGUACCGGUAACAUGCCUCAACGGUACUAGGGUACCUAUGGCAUGCUACCGGUGGCAUGCCUCAAUGGUACCGAAGUAAUGGUACCGUUCCUCGAUGUAUCAACAGACGAAAUAUCAGUUCAAUUGCGUAUGCAAAUGAGAAAUGUUCAACGAGCUUCUGUUCUGCGUUUGUUGAUUUUGUUAUACAAUAAAAAUUCACUGCUUAUCGGAGAAUUUUUCAUCAGAGGCUCAAAAGUUUAAAACCGUGUCUUUCCUGAAUUAUUUCUCUUUUGUCUAGUAAAUUCUGUAUUUUUGUUGACUUUCCAUAAAUUAACUUCACAAUUAA